AUGGCGCGUUUCUCCUUUUCCUUCUCUAUCAUCUUCAUCUUCUCUCUACUACUCGGCGUCGCGCUCACUAAAACCCUCAAACGUGACGUGAAAGCUUUGAAUGAGAUAAAGGCGUCGCUAGGAUGGAGAGUGGUGUACGCGUGGGUCGGAGACGAUCCUUGCGGUGAUGGUGAUCUCCCUCCCUGGUCCGGUGUUACCUGCUCCACUCAGGGCGAUUACAGAGUCGUAACGGAGCUUGAAGUAUACGCGGUGUCAAUAGUCGGACCUUUCCCAACUGCAGUCACGAAUCUGCUGGAUCUCACAAGACUGGAUCUGCAUAAUAACAAGUUGACUGGUCCAAUUCCUCCUCAAAUUGGAAGACUUAAGCGGCUUAAGAUACUUAAUUUGAGGUGGAAUAAGCUGCAAGAUGUCCUCCCUCCCGAAAUUGGUGAACUGAAGAGCCUAACUCAUCUAUAUCUGAGUUUUAAUAAUUUCAAAGGUGAAAUUCCUAAGGAGCUUGCGAAUCUGCCAGAUCUUCGUUAUCUCUAUCUACAGGAGAACCGUUUUACUGGACGAGUUCCAGCUGACUUGGGGACUUUGCAAAAUCUUCGGCAUUUGGAUGCUGGUAACAAUCAUUUGGUGGGUACUAUAAGAGAGCUCAUACGGAUUGAGGGUUGCUUUCCAGCUCUUCGAAACCUUUACCUGAAUAAUAAUUAUUUGACUGGAGGAAUUCCGGCUCAACUGGCAAACUUGACUAACCUGGAAAUUUUGUAUUUAUCCUAUAACAAAAUGACUGGAAUAAUACCAUCUGGACUUGCUCAUAUACCUAAACUGAUUUACCUGUACUUGGAUCACAACCAAUUUACCGGAAGAAUACCCGACGUCUUCUAUAAACAUCCAUUCCUAAAGGAAAUGUACAUUGAAGGAAAUGCAUUCAGGCCUGGCGUAAAUCCAAUAGGUGUACACAAAGUACUUGAACUCUCCGAUGUAGAUUUCCUAGUAUAAUUUAGAUAUCAGUGUAUUCUUUUUACGAUUAGUGUUAACCAUAAGAAGGUUUGCAUUUGUUGGUUCAAAUGGAAAAUGUUCAGUUCUCUUUUCUAGUAUCGUGAUAUUAGCAUACUACAUACUGGUUUGGUUUUGUUUUAUUAAUUGUUUCACUUAGAUAUUAUUAGUCUCCAAUCGGUUUGGUUCCCAUCAA
Carica papaya (papaya) is the source of this 1177-nucleotide messenger RNA. RefSeq lists its product as uncharacterized. The record is from RefSeq and is a predicted model, not a curated record. Lineage: Eukaryota; Viridiplantae; Streptophyta; Magnoliopsida; Brassicales; Caricaceae. Gene Ontology annotation, molecular function: protein binding.